This is a messenger RNA of Gossypium raimondii (Peruvian cotton), 363 nucleotides long. RefSeq names its product cyclin-dependent protein kinase inhibitor SIM-like. NCBI's taxonomy places the organism in Eukaryota, Viridiplantae, Streptophyta, Magnoliopsida, Malvales, Malvaceae. The record is from RefSeq and is a predicted model, not a curated record. Gene Ontology annotation, biological process: regulation of DNA endoreduplication. The transcript is spliced from 2 exons. The coding region runs from base 1 to 363 and encodes 120 amino acids.
AUGUCUACAGAUCUUGAAUUGUUCCAAGAUUCAUUGAAAAUAAAAUUACCCAAACUCAAAAUUAUUCAAUCUUCCGAUGAAAAUGGCACCGGAGUUGAACAAGUAAACAAGAAGGGAAACAACAGCGUGGAGUUCUGUGCAACACCAACCUCAAACGAAAGCAAGAUCCCACCAGUUUUGUCAUGUCCAGCGGCACCUACAAAACCUAAGAGAACAGCUUCUGUUUCAUGCAAAAGAAAGUUGUUUCAAAAUGUCAACUUCUUCGAGAUCGUUAACAGUGAAGAAGUUGAUGCGUUUUUCAAAGCUGGUUUUCAUGCUUCUUCCUCUAAAAAAAGAUCUGCCCUUAUAGGAUUAAAACUGUAA